UACGUCCAAAUUGAUUGAUUUACAGACUAGAGGACAUCAAACUUGAAAUUCUCACCUAUACAUUGACCAACAAGAAAAAGAUUUUUCCAGAGAGGCAUUGAAAUUUUGAAAACAAGAGCUGUUUCCAUGCUCCUUCUCACCUUACUUAAUUACCUUUUUGUCCUUUACCCUUUUCUGUCUCUCUCUCUCUCUCUCUCUCUAAUUUUGCAAUAUACGGUUCCCUAUAAAAUGGUUCCUUCGUUAUUAUUGUGAUGAUCAACUUGGGUAACAAUGGCAGAGGAAGUGAAGUUGUUGGAUUUUUGGCCCAGCAUGUUUGGUAUGAGAGUUAGAAUAGCUUUGGCACAGAAGGGUGUGGCUUAUGAGUAUAUUGAAGAAGAUCUGAGAAACAAGAGCCCUUUGCUUCUUCAAAUGAAUCCAAUUCAUAAGAAAAUCCCAGUUCUGAUUCACAAUGGAAAACCCAUUUGUGAAUCUUCCAUUAUUGUUCAGUAUAUUGAUGAAGUUUGGAAUGACAAAGCUCCUCUCUUGCCUUCUCAUCCUUAUGACAGAGCUCAAGCCAGAUUUUGGGUUGAUUUCAUUGAUAAGAAGCUUUAUGAUCCUACAAGGAAGAUAUGGGCUACCAAGGGAGAAGAGCAUGAAGCAGGAAAGAAGGAGAUGAUAGAAAUAUUGAAGCAAUUGGAACAAGUUCUUGGAGAAAAGGACUAUUUUGGAGGUGAAAGUAUGGGAAUUAUAGACAUUGCUUUGAUUGGAUUUUACAGCUGGUUCUAUACAUAUGAGACAAUAGGGAAAUUCAGCAUUGAGGCCGAGUGUCCAAAGAUAAUAAGUUGGGGAAAGAGAUGUUUGCAAAAUGAGAGUGUGGCUAAGUCCCUUCCUGACUCCAGAAAGAUCUAUGAUUUUGUGGUUCAAGUGCAAAAAGCUAUGGGGAUUAUUUGACCAAAACAAUCACUAAUAAAUUCAUGUGUAAUGUUUUAUAUGUUGUGUUUAGUUUGGAGGGGUUUUUGGGUAUUUUAAUUUCUGUGUUUUGGGUCUUCUAAAGAAAAAAAGAUGGUUCAUUUGCGCAUUUGCUUGAUUGUGUGUGUGCUUUUGAACAAUUUGUCAAUGUAGCGAGUCUCACUGUUCAAUAAAAUGGCAAUAUUGUCAUAAAUUGCCAUUUACUUUUGGUGAAUGCUGAUCUUUAAGAAUUUGUUUUGGUUUCACUUGGUAAA
This is a messenger RNA of Cucumis melo (muskmelon), 1202 nucleotides long. RefSeq names its product probable glutathione S-transferase parC. The record is from RefSeq and is a predicted model, not a curated record. The transcript has 2 exons. Gene Ontology annotation, molecular function: glutathione transferase activity. The coding region runs from base 271 to 930 and encodes 219 amino acids. Gene Ontology annotation, biological process: glutathione metabolic process. Lineage: Eukaryota; Viridiplantae; Streptophyta; Magnoliopsida; Cucurbitales; Cucurbitaceae. Gene Ontology annotation, cellular component: cytoplasm.